AUGGUGCUUCUGACAUCCUCAACUGUCUCGGUCAUUGUAUCCUCCAGCGUUAUCUGCGUAUUUACGCUGCUUCUCUUCCUCUCGGGCUAUGUGCUCCAACAACAAUCCGUCAAGGGCAUCCAGACUGCUCUACGCCCCCCGCCUAUUCCAGAUCCCAUUGCUGGACACGGAUCAGCAGAUUCGACAUUCCAGAAACGCGCGCAGGGAGCCCUAUCAGAUUUGAUAUCCGACCAGCAAAAAGCUGCCCGCGAUCACAGCCAACCAGGAGCAGGAGGCAACUACGCUUAUCUCCAGCUGCUGUCCACUCCCGAUCCCUCCAAUAUCUGCUCUGCCAUCCUCUUCUUCAAACAUCUCGCCACUAAUGGCACCGCCAUAAACGACCGGUUGUUUAUGUAUCCGCAAGAAUGGGAUCUCAUGCCAGUGGACAAACUAUCCCAGCCCGUCGCGACGGCCCUAUCACUCCUCCGCGCCGCAAGCUUGAAGUAUAACAUCUGGCUUCUCCCAAUUGACAUGACAGCCGCAACAUCGGCGGGGUAUCGCCCUACAGACACAAAGCUACUACGCCUGGGCCAGAUCCAGUUCAUGCAGUACGACAGCGUACUCUACGUCCGGACACCUGGCCUGCUACUCGACUCAGGCAAGCUGGAUGACGUGCUGCUUUCCCAACCACUGCCCCUGAAGCAUGAUAAGAAUCGGCGCGAGUCGUUCAACAACGAGGCGUGGAUUCCAAUGCCUCUGAGAGCGGACCGGGAUGCGACACUUCCGCCGGUGUAUUUGAUCACGGUCAACAAUGUGAAGAACGGCCAAAUCGAAGCCCGUGGUCACAUCCCGAACGUGGUCCUCCCGGGCUUUGGAGGGUUAGUAUCUGGUCCCUGGGGUCUCCAUUCCUCUAGGAGCAAGGCGGAUCCUUCAGAAGACGGGCCGGGAUAUGUCUUCUUCGAAGAGGAUGAAGAAGGGCAGGUCAAAUGGGCGGAGAACCCAGUGUUUGGUUCUUGGAGGGCUCAGCAGUAUGAAGUAUGCAAAGGAAUCGAUUUUGAUGAUUCUGCACAUGAUAAUGAUUAUUACCGUUAA
This is a messenger RNA of Aspergillus clavatus NRRL 1, 1071 nucleotides long. RefSeq lists its product as uncharacterized. NCBI's taxonomy places the organism in Eukaryota, Fungi, Ascomycota, Eurotiomycetes, Eurotiales, Aspergillaceae. The transcript has a single exon. The coding region runs from base 1 to 1071 and encodes 356 amino acids. The record is from RefSeq and is a predicted model, not a curated record.